Populus nigra (black poplar) is the source of this 2524-nucleotide messenger RNA. RefSeq names its product B3 domain-containing transcription factor VRN1-like. The record is from RefSeq and is a predicted model, not a curated record. Bases 578 to 1108 code for a protein of 176 amino acids. The transcript has 3 exons. Lineage: Eukaryota; Viridiplantae; Streptophyta; Magnoliopsida; Malpighiales; Salicaceae. Gene Ontology annotation, molecular function: DNA binding.
UUGAACAUUUGGAUCUUCAACGGGGAUUGCAUUUAGAUCAGAUCCAGCAACAUACAUGCAAGAAAAGCCCAUCCACUACCAUAGAACCAUGCAUUAAACUGGUGGGAACCAAUGUAUGCUGUGCUUAAUUAAGUGAAGAGGCAUACAAAGAUCACAAAUUCUGAGGGAUGGACCUUUCUUGAUCACAAAAUGUCUUAGAAGAUAGAUUCACCACUCUAUUGAAGAUACUCUUAUAUCUUUCCCUUCUUGUACAUACCUGUUAUUCUCCCUUGUUCUUCUCCCCUUUCCUUCCCAGUAUUUAAAGUAUGUGUUAUACAACAUCUCCUAAAUAAGGCCUAACGAAAACUAUUCGGAGAAUAAUGAAAUACAAUUGACAGAGCUCUCAAAACACUCCCACACAUCCAAAAACUCAGUUUUAGCACCAUACACGAGCCUUUCUGUUGCUUUUCUCUUGCUUUGAAGAAACUACCUUAAUUUGUUGCAUCUGAGGAAACAUGGCUUCUUGUAGCGAGACAACAAUGGAUCAUUGUUCACACAAAAAAAAACACAUUUUAUCCGUAUCAUUCUUAGUGAUAUUAUGAAGAAUCAGAAGAUCGCGAUUCCUCGAAGAUUUUUGAGAAAGCAUGGAGAAAGUUUAUCAAAAUCAGCAGUAAUUAAAGUUCCAAGUGCUGCAACAUGGAAGGUGGAGUUAUUAAAACAUAAAGAUGAAGUUUCAUUUGCAAAGGGUUGGGAAAUGUUCAUAGCUUAUUACUCUAUUGACUAUGGAGAUUUCCUAGUUGAGUACGAGGGGAACUCCCUGUUCACUGUAUUCAUAAUCGAUAAGAGUUUUACGGAAGUAGGCUAUCAAUGGAAUAACACUGAUGCUGCGGAGAGUAAUCAAGAAGAUAAGCUUGAGGAUCAUGAAGAUGAUGAUGAUGAUGAUGCCUUUGUUGAAUUCAUUGACAUUUCGUCUGGCUCACAAGAAACAGGAAAGGGGACCAAAGGGAAGGAAAAACUAGGUUGUUCAAGAAAUUCUGAAGAAUAUGAAGGUGAUCAUGGAGGAAGGCCUGCUGAAAACAAAUGUCAUCCAAGUGGGACACCAUUGGUAAUUUCCUGUUAUUUUACCUAGCUCUCUUUAACUUGUGACUUCUUGCCUCUCAAACUUUGAAAUUAGUAAGGUUGUUUGUUGUUGGCCCCCCAAAAAAGCCCCUUUUUUCAUCGUAAUUUCAAAGCAAUAAGAACUCGCCUAAAAUUAAGGAAGAUUAGAUAUCUUUUCCAAAUGAAAACAAGUGGCAAAUAGUGUAUCUUUGAUCCAAAGCAAUAGAAUAUUAUCUGCUGUAUCAUGACAAAGCGAAAUCUCUAGUACAGAGUGCAGCCAGAGACAGCCCUGGUUUCUACUUUACAUGGACUGCGAGCUUUCUAGUGUACCACAAAAUCUGCCAUUAAGAGAAAGGAAGAUUAAAACUACAUCAAGCAAGCUUUCUAGUACUGUUUGACCUGUUCUGUGUGGAACCGUGUUGCUAAUCAGUUUUUCUUUCGACUGUUACAGGAAAAAAAAACGAAUAAACAAACAUGAACCCUAGAUAAUAUCCAGGUAAUGCUUGUAAUUUCUUUUUCUGUGCCUGGCUCCUAAAGCUUGUCAACAAGACUUUCUGAGAAAGUUGCAAAAGAAAGAAGAUUGUACUUGCAAGCAUCUUAUUUGGCUUUACUGCAACCCUAUUACUUUACCUUUGUUUCCCCUUAAGUUUGGAUAGGCAUGCAUUAGAAAUGAAGUGACAUGAUUUUUUGUAUCAUGGUAACAUGUACCACACCUGCAACACUGAGAAGCUAUAAACACGCUUUCAUGCAGAUCUUCUGCAGUAUUCAAAAAGCCGUUGUCUUUAUCUGUCAAAAUCUGCAGCAAAUCUAGAAACAGAAAUAUUUCUUUUUAUCGAAAGUGAAUUAUCUCCACACAGGCUUGCAGAUUCGAUUCCUUUCCUUGUCUGUUGCGCAAACUUAAGUCUCAUGAUCAAUCUGCAAUGCUAAUUUAUGCGUAGAUAAACCAGGCAAUGACCUCAUUAAGUCUGUUAACUCCAUACUUAGCAAGAGAAUAGAAUCAACUAUGGUGUUGGCUUUUUAUAGGACUAGGGAUAUGGACAAAACAAAGACUAGCCGAGUACUCUUUGUUUCAUUGAGAGACAAAUUUAUUUCGUUUGAUAUUUCAGAGAAUAGAAUAUUAUCUGCUAAUUCAAUCUAAGCAGAAUGAGAUUUGGAAUUGUCAAAUAUCCUUAUGGUUGGUCUGUUAAAUCUUGGUGUUUCGUACAUUAACAGUCUAGUACUGUUUUGUUACUUGUGCUCGGCUUUGCAAGCUAAUUCUUUACUUGACAAUCGAUCUCACAUUUCCAAUGACUAUAAAAGAGCUAGGUUCGAAGAAACUAUGGAAUGUGAGCUCGAUCGAAUGCCUUCAAAUCAAUAAUCUUCUCCAGGAUGAGAAGAAUAAUGAGCACAGAUUCUCCUAAUUGUGCAGCUUGCGGAAAGGCUUAUAGGAAGAAAUUGUUGUUUAAGG